Messenger RNA from Hibiscus syriacus, 3559 nucleotides. RefSeq lists its product as uncharacterized. The transcript has 3 exons. Bases 43 to 3009 code for a protein of 988 amino acids. The record is from RefSeq and is a predicted model, not a curated record. NCBI's taxonomy places the organism in Eukaryota, Viridiplantae, Streptophyta, Magnoliopsida, Malvales, Malvaceae.
ACAGAUUCAAAAUCCAAGAAAUUCAUCGAAGUCGGUACAACAAUGGAUGCAGCCGGCGACUACGACACUUCUUGGAAGUCCUCCACCAACUGGUCCAUCGCCGAUGGUUCUCUCCGUAACUCCGUUAUCUUUGAAUCAACAAUUGCGCCAAUCACCGGAUGCGAUCAACACGAGCUCGGCGUCGAUGACCCAAACGCCGUCGAUUCCGCUCCCAGUUCCCCACUUAUCUUGUGCCCUACUUCAUCUGAUUCCGGCCCCUGCGAGAUUACGAUUGCGUUUGCACAAAGCCACGAAGUUAGACAGGUUUAUGUCCGAAGUACUGCUCGAGUAUAUGAAAUGUAUUGUGCUCCUAAACAUCAGAGCAGUAAUGAGUAUCUCUGUACUGUUCGAUGUGGUGUUGCUUGUAGAGAUGAAGAGGUGCUUCAAGCAGCCAAUUUUGAUGAAUCUGAAAUGGCUCAUCUAAAAGGAGGUAAUACAGUGUUGGAUGAAAAGAGGCUGAAGAGUGAUAGCAAUUCCACCUCCACUGAAAAUGAUUGGGUUGAAGUGAAAGGUCCUGAUACUCCUCUGCUUGAUAGUAGGAGCAAUGUGCCAUCAAAUUCCACUGUGAACUCAAGUAGCACACAGGAUUUAUACGAGGCUACUGCUGAGAUCAAUGAUGCCAACCCCUGCAUUUCUAUUACUCUCCGUUUGCUUUCGCUUCAGAACAAAGGCUGUGUUUGUGUUGAUGAAAUAUAUGUGUUUGCUGAUCUUGUUGAUGUAGCUGAUUCAGAAACUGAAGUCGGUCAGAUGGGAAAUGCAGGAGGAAAUUCUCUUAUGGCCAUGCUUGCUCCCACACUACUGCAAUUAUCUAAAACAGCAGGUCUUCGCCGCAUAGAAAAUGAAGAGGUUUUUGGCACAAAGAAAAAGGAAAAGAAACAAGAAAAUGGGUCAAAGGCCAUUGAACAAUUAAAUUUUAGAAAUGAAACCCACCAAGAAGUAAAACCCAGUUUAGCCAAUCAACAGGACUUGAACUCGCAGGAAGAGAUUGCAGCAACUACUGAACUGAAUCAACAUGAGAUACCCCAAGGUAAACUUGGAGCAUCCCAGGCUGAAGUAGCAUGUGGGCAUUCUGAGAGAUUCCUGAAUGAGCUUGUUUCUCGAAUCAGCAGAGUAGAAGAUCUCCUAUUAAAGUUUGAAGAGAACAUGCUAAAGCCCAUAAACAACAUUGAUGCAAGGCUCCAGCGUGUAGAGCAACAGCUUGGAGAACUCACUAAGAACCCUAAGAAUUCUGAAUUGCCAACUUGCACAGGAUUCUACGCGCCUGAAUUUUCAUGCCAUGAUUCAGAUAAUUACUCUUCUAACAUUGGAAAUGAAUCUUCAGUGCAUGAGAUAUAUGCAUCACAUGAGAAGGAUAUUUCAUCAACUAACCAACUUGAUGAAACUCUUUGUUCUGUACAUGGUACUCGGCCAUUACCAAGUCUUGUUGUCACUGCGCCUGAUUUUUCUAAUGCUGAUGACAAGGAAGAUAAUCAUGCAUCGGAAACUGGUUCUUCCGAUGAUAAACCAAAGAAGUCUGUGUCAGUUGAUGCUGCAUUAGCAUCUGCCCUUGCCAACUUCCUUUCUUCAACUUCCAAAGAACCAGAGAAUUAUACUCAAGUUGUAAAAGCUCCUGAAUUUUCACUUGAAGAAGAUGAUAGUAUCGAUAAAAUGGUGUCACCAGAAUCACAUUUUCAAGUAACAUCUGAACCUAGCUGCCUUGACACAAGAGAUGGAAACGAUUCAAUGACAGCAUCAGUGCCCUCAAACUGUUCUUUAGAGAGGAUCCGGGAGGCGACUUGCUCUCUUAAUGACGAUGAUUCUGAGCAAGCAGCUAAGGAAGUUGUUGAAGACUGUCAAAAUCAAAGUUCUUGCCAUGACACGGUUGAACGCAUAGAAACUUCAGCCAAACAUGAAAACCAGAUAGCAGGGGACAUAGGAGAUGGGGAGGUUAACAAUGCAACAGGCAAAAUUUUGGUUCUUGAUGAAGUAAAUAUCCUGUUAGAAUACCUUGAAAAUCAUGUUGAUGAUGCUUCUGAUGUUGAUGUGGAAAGAGCUCCUGGAAACAAGGAAAUUAAAGCCGAAGUAGCUAAACAAGGUCCACAUGAAGAGAUCCUUCAGAACUUUCUGGAAUUAUCAUAUGCUUCUUCUGUAGUGGAUUUUGAAACUCCAAUCCUGGAUGUAAAGUUUUCUUCUCAAGACAGCUCCAGUAGCAAGUUGUCCCUUGAAGCCCUUUUGUCCGACAUGCAAGUCACAGAUACUACUGCAUCUUGCUCUAAAAAAAGUGAUGAUGGUUCCCAACCUGGUGAAGAGUGGAAGUUGAUUUCUGUCGAGGAAAGGGAGCCAGCAUGGCCGAUAGCUGGUAAUUUUUCCUUUGGAUCAUCAGCUUCUGUUACUGCUCCUAGCACUGCACCUGCUCUCUUUGGGUCGUCCACUGGUGCCUCCUCAAACUCCAUAUUUUCUUUCACUUCAGCUAUAGUUGCUACGCCUUCACAGUCUGUGUUUGGUAACACCAAUCCGGGCCUGGUGUUUGGGUCAACUCCUGCUGCAGUUGCUAUGCCAUCGCAGUCCGUGUUUGCUAACACCAGUCCCGGCUUGGUGUUUGGGUCAACUCCAGCUGCAGGUGCUACUCCAUCGCAGAAUGUGUUUGGCAACACCAGUUCAGGCUUGGUGUUUGGGUUAACUCCAUCUAGUAAUAAUGAUCAAAUGGAGGAUACUAUGGAAGAUGACACUGCUCAAACUGCACCAACUGUUCCAACAUUUGGUGAACCGCUAAUCUCACCUCCUGCAUCGGGGUCUCCUUUUGGUGCAUCAUACACAGCAGGAGCCACGUUUCAAUUUGGAGCCCAACCAACCACAUCACAUAAUCCAUCUCCAUUUCAGGCUUCCAGCAGUCAGGAAUUUGGUGCUGGAGGGAGCUUCUCAUUGGGAUCCAGCGGUGUUGACAAGUCUACUAGAAGAUUUGUGAAAGUCCGCAGGCAGCGGAAGGAGUAAAAAGGUUCCGCUUAAUUAUGAUGGUAGAGGAGAAAAGCACCUGAUGACUGUUGCUCUACGCAGUGUGGCCGUGCCAGUCUGAACUUUGAAAAAUGGUGUCGGUCCUACAUAAGCAUGCGUAUACAGUUUUCCAAUCUUCUUAGGGUUGUGGCAUUAGUCGUCAUAAUUUGAAUGGUGUUCCGAGUUAGUAGCAUAGUGAGAAAGAGAGUUCACCUAGGUGAUAUGAGUGAUUUCAUUCAGGUUUCGUGUACCCUCGUCUCUAUUGUAACAUAAAAGGAGGUUGAAAACCUGGAUGAUUAUCGUGCAUGGAGCGAUCACAAUGCUUCUGUAGGUGAUGGGGAGCCGACUUCGCAUGAUUCAGUGGAUCCGGAGUUUGAAAAGUUGGAUUAUCCUGCAUGUAGCGACCAUGAAGUUGGGGUAACAAGCCUUAUAUGAAACACAAGUACUGGCUUUACAUCAUGUUGUAAAUACUCGUAGUUUGUGUUUCGGAAACUUAAUCUUGACUGUUAAUAAUUGGAAGUUAAUAGAACAUUACUGAUUGUUAGUGUGA